AUGAUCACCAAGUACUUCCAGAAAGUGGUUGUUCGCUUCGACCCGCUCGGGCCCGGCAGCAAAACGGCGCGUUUGUUUCUUGCGCUGAUUCCCUCGCUGUUGAAGACGUCGUGUGCUGUGUCGUUCCAGACGCUUUCACACUCGCAGCAACAGCCGCUGGUGCAGAUCACCUUCAAGGACAAGUUUGUGCUUGAACACGACCCCUCCCACUUCAAGUUCCCAGAGCUCGCUGCGUUGUUCGACCACCACUCCCGGCAGUUGAAGAUCAAGGAGUCCAUCCAAGGCUAG
Messenger RNA from Ascoidea rubescens DSM 1968, 288 nucleotides. It is a transcript of the gene MRPL44, whose product is annotated as mitochondrial 54S ribosomal protein mL53. Bases 1 to 288 code for a protein of 95 amino acids. Gene Ontology annotation, molecular function: structural constituent of ribosome. Gene Ontology annotation, cellular component: mitochondrial large ribosomal subunit. The transcript has 2 exons. The record is from RefSeq and is a predicted model, not a curated record. NCBI's taxonomy places the organism in Eukaryota, Fungi, Ascomycota, Saccharomycetes, Ascoideales, Ascoideaceae.